Carcharodon carcharias (great white shark) is the source of this 4735-nucleotide messenger RNA. RefSeq names its product nuclear receptor ROR-beta-like. The coding region runs from base 119 to 1528 and encodes 469 amino acids. Gene Ontology annotation, biological process: regulation of transcription by RNA polymerase II. Gene Ontology annotation, cellular component: nucleus. Gene Ontology annotation, molecular function: zinc ion binding; nuclear receptor activity; RNA polymerase II cis-regulatory region sequence-specific DNA binding. The record is from RefSeq and is a predicted model, not a curated record. NCBI's taxonomy places the organism in Eukaryota, Metazoa, Chordata, Chondrichthyes, Lamniformes, Lamnidae. The transcript is spliced from 10 exons.
GUUAAAUCCUAUUAGUAUAAGAACUGCUUUGCCUUGCAUGAUGGAAAAUAGAGGGUGGCAGGUACUGCUUGUAAAUGGCUAGAUAGGGUUUAAGAGGAGUAUUGAGUGCAAUUUUGAAAUGAAGAACCCAUCCCACUCCCAAAUAGAAGUGAUACCGUGCAAAAUCUGUGGAGAUAAAUCUUCAGGAAUCCACUAUGGAGUCAUCACUUGUGAAGGAUGUAAAGGUUUCUUCAGGAGAAGCCAGCAGAAUAAUGCUGCGUAUUCAUGUCCUCGUCAGAGGAAUUGCCUGAUUGAUCGGACCAAUCGGAAUCGUUGCCAGCACUGCCGACUGCAGAAGUGUCUUACUCUUGGAAUGUCACGUGACGCUGUGAAGUUUGGUCGUAUGUCCAAAAAGCAACGUGACAGCCUCUACGCAGAGGUACAGAAACAUCAACAGCACCAGGAGCAGCUGGCAACAAAGGAAGAUUCCGAGGGACUUGCACGAGUCUAUACAAACAGUGUCAGUAGCGGACUGGGAGAUCUGGAUGACAUCAGCAGCACGUUCUCAGACGGACUCCUGUUUGACUUUCCGCUGACCCCUGACGGAGGGAACAGUUUUUAUAACUUUGAUCUUUCAACCUCCGCCGAACCAUCUCCUGAUCAGUCUGCUAUAGAUGUGAAUGAUAUUAAACAUAUUAAACAGGAGUCCAUUUAUGAAAUCAUGCUGGAGCCCAGUUUGUUCUCGUAUCCCUCACCAGAAAAUGGUCAGCUCGCCACAGAAAUAUCAAUGGCAGAGAUAGAUCAGAUAGCGCAGAAUGUGGUGGAAUCACAUUCAGAAACUUGCCAGUACACAAUUGAAGAGUUAAAGCAGCUUGCCUGGCAACCCUAUACACAGGAGGAAAUCAGGAACUUUCAAAAUAAGUCCUGUGAGGCCAUGUGGCAGCAAUGUGCAAUCCAAGUGACAAAUGCGAUCCAGUACGUGGUGGAAUUUGCCAAGCGGAUCAGUGGAUUCAUGGACCUGUGUCAGAAUGAUCAGAUCAUACUCCUUAAAGCAGGUUGCCUUGAGGUCUUGUUGGUUCGAAUGUGUCGAGCAUAUAACCCCAUGAACAACACGCUGUUUUUUGAAGGAAAGUAUGGAGGCACACAGAUCUUCAAAUCAUUGGGUUGUGAUGAUUUGAUCAACAUUGUCUUUGACUUGGCAAAAAACUUGUGCUGCCUGCAUUUGACGGAGGAAGAGAUUGCAUUGUUCACAGCUGGCAUCUUAUUGUCUCCAGACCGACCAUGGUUGACAGAAGCUAGGAAAGUCAAGAAGCUACAGGAUAAGAUUUUUGAGGCAUUGCAACACGUCAUUCACAAAAAUCACCUGGAUGAUGACAAGUUAUCAAAGCUGAUCUCCAAGUUAUCAAUGGUGAAGUCAGUGUGCAACCUUCAUGUGGAUAAGCUGCAGCUAUUCAAAUUGCUACAUCCACAAACAGUGCACAACUUUCCGCCACUCUACAAGGAAGUAUUCAGCACAGAGAUGCAGUAUCCAGAUUCCACCAACAGCUAAACUUAUCAGUUCCGUGCAACACAGCAUUCCCAAAGUGAAAAUUAAUGGGUUUAAACUCCUGUAUCACCAAUUGCAAUAGCACUAGGAUGAAUGUACUGCACUUCAUAUGGUUUCACCGCAACAGUCAAAAGAAUGUAAAUACUGGAUACUAAAUAGUGGAAAAACCUUGUGCAUGACAUUUAAAAGCAGCUCCAUUGUGUUCAUGGACCAGAAUUAAUUCAAAAUUGCAAGACCGACCUUCCAACGCUCUGUCUAAAAUCUGUUUCUGCUGGUAAAAAGAACAGUGAAUUAAAGGAGUAUAGAUAGUAUUUUAUCUGUAAUGCAAACUUAUAUAUUUUAUGAAGGGUGUUUCUUUUUACUCUGAGUUUUCAGUGAUUUCAGAGUUGUUCUUGUGGUUCAUCAUUGAUGUUAGACUUAUUUUCCAGGCAAUGUUUGCUUCAGCGGUGCUACUACAUGGUGAAGUUUUGAAGGAGUGCAUCAAAAUUCCUUGGAAUUAAAUUACAACAAUGCUGAAGCCAGCAAUUAAAAACUCUGAAAUCUUAUACAUGUAAAUGUGUAUGUGUUUAUAUUACUAAUAUAUAUCUUUAGGAAAUGGUCAAAAUGACACCUGCAUGUAAUAAUAAUUAAAAGGUUAUGGUGUCCAUUAGCACUAUGACCAUGUUAGUGGACAGUAGUCAUAGCUUUGCAAUGUAUUUUAUUUUAUCCUUAGAAUAAAAUCCAGUGUUUCCCAUAGUAGCCAUAAAAUGGCCUGUUCGGCUAACUACUGGAGGAGCAUAUUAGAUGCGUAAGCAUUAGGGUUUCUAUAUUUUACCAUUAGGGAGCCAAACUAUUCCAGGCUAAGGGGAACCUGAAGAACCCUUAAUAAAAUGACGAAAAAUGCAGUCACAAUCUCUGAAAAGGUUUCUCUGUAGUCUGCUGUAAGAUGGCUGUGAUCUUCAAGAAAUACCAUCCGUCAGUCAGUAGAGCACAAUAAUGAAGUGACAUUUAGCCUCUGAUUUUGUAGGCACCCAGGAAACUAAAUUAAUGUAGCUGAACUACUGGUUAAAAUAAAAUUCAUGUUAACUGCCGAUCUAUGCUCGACAGACAUCAGUGUGCACCCUUAAAACAAAAAAUGCACUUUUUCUCACUGAAAAUUGACAUAUUAUCCCCCUCGCUCAACCCAGUAUAUCCCAGAUCAAGAAUAGUUUCCAAAUAUUAUUUACAACCAUUGCUAAACCUUAAGGGAAUUCAUCAUCCAUUACCUAAUUUUCCCACAAAGACAAUGUAUAGUGUCUAGCACACUCCUGCAAAGUUCUGGGACACCCAUUCCUUCGUAACAUGUAAUGGGAGUGGUUGAACAUUCUUGCAAUGUUUGAAAGAACUGGCUUUUAGAAGUAUCACGCUUGUUUUGGUGUAUCUUGUAAUCUAUUUUUUCCAUUACUGAUACCCUAUAAGGGAAUAAUAUAUAACAAUGUACAAGCAAAAUUGCUUAAUUUAAUUAUUUAUUGGUUCAAUUAUAGCGUGUAGCUUUACAUACAGUGAUGGAUUUUCAGCACAAAUGUGAUUUUAAAUUUUGAUGGAGUUGCAGGGGGGGCCAGCGAAGAAAAAGAAUCCAUUCUAGCAGAUAGGAGGUUGCAGACAUAAGUUGCAUGUGUGCAGAUCAAUAGCAGUGAUGAAGAUCCGUAGAAAGUGACUUGUGCACAGGAAGUGGCAUCAACAGAGAAAUGAAAUAGAAGAUGGCAAAUCAGAUGUCACAAACCUGAUUGUUACACUGGAAUCUGUCACAGAUAAGGUUAUGUGUAAUACAUACAAGGGAACCUUCCAAGUUUUUGAUGUGCUCUGUAAUUAAAUGCACUGAGUGAGGUGAUAUUGAGCCUAAACAGCCCAGAUUCAAGCCCUGUAUGUUGGUCAACAUCUGCCAGGGUAGACGAGACUUUACUGUGAUCGAAAACAGUUCCCAGGACUGAGGAGGAGAAAAAUCAACAAAGUCAGCUGUCGUUCCUAAUCGUUAUUCAUUGAUUGACUUCUGGAAGGUGUGUGUGUGUAGACAGUUGUAAAGCCCACUGGAAUUCUCAGUCUUGAUUCAAAUGUGGUCAUUUGAACAAAGUACUAGAAAGCUAUCAGUGCCCACUGAACUAAAAUAUGACUCACCACCAUUAAGAACAUAGAGGACCGAAAGGAAGGAAGAUGACCAAGCACAGAACAUUGUAAGACGGAUAGUGUUUCGUUUCACUGAAUGGGACUUCUGAACUAGUACAGGGUUUCCAACACCUUUCCCAAACCUGUCCUCCCAUACCUGGUGCAGCAUCUAAUCUGGAAAACUAAAACAGCACAUUGGCAAUAGAUGCCCUGAAGGCCAGUAUUGCCUUUUAAGUAGGUGCAUUAAGAAAACUUCUGAAACAGCAAAGUAGAAAGUACUAUUUUUUCUAUGUUGGGUACAUUUGAGAUGUUUGGGCAUAUGUAAGCUAAGGAUCUGCUUGCUGGAUUCCAGAUUUUAAGCACUUUUUGAAUUUAAACUAUUGAAAAUUUCUUUGAAACAUUUGUUAGAGGGAGAGGCUAAUAUGUGUUUUUUGAUUUUGCUGUUCAUUGACGGGUCUUAUAUAUUCAUUUCCACUUCUUCACUUGCAAUGUAGGGCAUCUCUUCUAGUUGGAUAUGGAAGAAUAUAAUUGGCUGGUUUGUUGCACAUCUGCAUAAUGUAGUGUUUAGCAAAAAAAAAGUAUUAAAAAAAUUGAUCCACUGGGAUUCAAAAGGUUGAUCCAUUCCUUACAGGAUGUGUUUCAGUUCCUAUGAUAGAGUAGUGUCUCGCACCACUUUAAAAAAAUUUAAACUUACACUGUGUGUAUUAUUCUUGUGAAUGUUGUGAAAAGAAGAGAAAUGAAACAACACCCAGCUUUAUGUUUCUCUUUCAAAAUGUGGAAAAUGCUUUCCCUGGCACAUUAAAUAAUGGACAAUAUUUGUUAUAUAGUUUAGAAAGUUAUUUGGAUUUUUUUUGGUCUGUAUUGUAAAACUGUAAUUCUAUUUUUUUUUAAAGAAUGAAAUACCUAUAUAAAUGCAAGAUGAGAAGAAUAGAAAGAUUUUUUAAAAGUCUUGUCCACAUUUCAAUGACGAGCAAAUUCUUAUUUUAAUAUAUUGACAAUUUAAGAAAGAUUGGGUAACAAUUAGUGAAUGGAUAUAGAUGUAUAAUGUAAAGGAUGUGUACAUGAACCACAUUAAAAUUAUAUAUUGUA